Molecule: messenger RNA, 1137 nt
Organism: Rhinolophus ferrumequinum (greater horseshoe bat)
Lineage: Eukaryota; Metazoa; Chordata; Mammalia; Chiroptera; Rhinolophidae
Product: alpha-N-acetylgalactosaminide alpha-2,6-sialyltransferase 2-like
Exons: 1
Coding region: 1-1137 (378 amino acids)
Molecular function (GO): sialyltransferase activity
Source: RefSeq, a predicted model, not a curated record
AUGCAGCGGGCUGUGGGCAGGCCAGUGGCAGAGCCGGGCUUUUGUGCUGCACCGGUAGGCAGGAUGGGUUGCAGAUGCUGCUGGGCCCUCUGGCUGCUGCUCCUGCUCACGGCCACCUGCGCCAGGCUCCUCUUCUGCUGGUACUCGGGAGCUUGGCCGGAGUCCGGAGCUUGGACCUCGGGGCCUGCGAGACAGGAGGCCUGCCCGCGCCCGCUGGCCCUGGCACUGCAGCAACACGCGCAUUUCGGGGGGCUCUUCAACCUGUCCAUCCCGGUGCUGCUGUGGGACGGCCUCCUCACCCCGGAGCUCUGGGACCGCCUGAGCCACGUUAAAGCCCCCUACGGCUGGCAUGGGGUCCCCCGCGAAGCCAUCACCUCCACCCUGAGCCUUCUGAAUGGCUCGGAGAGCGCGGAGCUGUUGGCGGAGUCCCACGAGCCGCGUGGGCCUUGGCCUUGCAUUCGGUGUGCGGUGGUGGGCAACGGAGGCAUCUUGAAAGGCUCCGGCCAGGGCCGCCUCAUCGAUGCCCACGACUAUGUCUUCAGACUCAAUGGUGCUGUGAUCAAAGGCUUCGAGGAUGACGUGGGCACCAAGACCUCCUUCUACGGCUUCACUGUGAACACGAUGAAGAAUUCCCUCAUCAACUACAGGGAUCUGGGCUUCACCUCCGUCCCACAAGGACAAGGCAUGCGUUACAUCUUCAUCCCUUCAAACACCCGUGACUAUGUGAUGCUGCGAUCAGCUAUUUUGGGUGUGCCUGUCCCUGAGGGUCCUGACAAAGGGGACCUGCCUCAGGCCUAUUUCGGACCAGAUGUCCAUGCAGGUAAAUUCAAGCUACUACAUCCAAACUUCAUCCUCUACCUGACAGAGAAGUUUUUGAAUUCGAGUGUUCUUAACACCUAUGCUCAAGACAUAUAUAUGCCUAGUACAGGGGCCCUGGUUCUGCUGACAGCUUUGCAUACCUGUGACCAGGUUAGUGCCUAUGGAUUUAUCACAAAAAACUACUGGAAAUUUUCUAACCACUAUUUUGAACGAAGAAAGGAGCCACUGAAAUUUUAUAUAAAUCAUGAUCUGCGUCUUGAGGCCACUCUGUGGAGGGACCUGCACAAGGCUGGCAUCGUUCAGCUGUACCAGCACUGA